Closterium sp. Naga37s-1 is the source of this 1829-nucleotide messenger RNA. Lineage: Eukaryota; Viridiplantae; Streptophyta; Zygnematophyceae; Desmidiales; Closteriaceae. The record is from the annotation of a GenBank genome assembly.
CCCCAUUCUCACGCUUUCUAUCACCCCGCCCCAAUCUCGCUCUUUCCAUCAACCCGCCCCAUUCUCCCGCUUUCCAUCCCCAUUCUCCCGCUUUCCAUCACCCUGCCCCAUUCUCCCGCUUUCCAUCACCCCGCCCCAUUCUCGCUCUUUCCAUCACCCCGCCCCAUCGUCCCGCUUUCCAUCACCCCGCCACAUUCUCCCUCCUUCCAUCACCCCGCCCCAUUCUCCCUCCUUCCAUCACCCUGCCCCAUUCUCCCGCUUUCCAUCACCCCGCCCCAUUCUCCCGCUUUCCAUCACCCCGCCCUAUUCUCCCUCCUUCCAUCACCCCGCCCCAUUCUCCCUCCUUCCAUCACCUUGCCCCAUUCUCCCGCUUUCUAACACCCCGCCCCAUUCUUUUGCUUUCCAUCACCCCGCCCCAUUCUCCCGCGUUCCAUCACCCCGCCCCAUUCUCCCGCUUUCCAUCAACCCGCCCCAUUCUCCUGCUUUCCAUCACCUCGCCCCAUUCUCCCGCUUUCCAUCACCCCGCCUCAUUCUCCCUCCUUCCAUCACCCCGCCCCAUUCUCCCGCUUUCCAUCACCCCGCCCCAUUCUCCCGCGUUCCUUCACCCCGCCCCAUUCUCCCUCCUUCCAUCACCCCGCCCCACUCUCCCGCUUUUCAUCACCCCGCCCCAUUCUCCCGCUUUCCAUCACCCCACCCCAUUCUCCCGCUUUCCAUCAUCCCGCCCCAUUUUCCCUCCUUCCAUAACCCCGCCCCAUUCUCCCUCCUUCCAUAACCCCGCCCCAUUCUCCCGCUUUCCAUCACCCCGCCCCAUUCUCCCGCUUUUGAUCACCCCGCCCCAUUCUCCCGCUUUUCAUCACCCCGCCCCAUUCUCCCACUUUCCAUCACCCCGCCCCAUUCUCCCGCUUUCCAUCACCCCGCCCCAUUCGCCCGCUUUCCAUCACCCCGCCCCAUUCUCCCGCUUUCCAUCACCCCGCCCAAUUUUCCCGCUUUCCAUCACCCCGCCCCAUUCUCCCGCUUUCCAUCAACCAGCCCCAUUCUCACGCUUUCUAUCACCCCGCCCCAAUCUCGCUCUUUCCAUCAACCCGCCCCAUUCUCCCGCUUUCCAUCCCCAUUCUCCCGCUUUCCAUCACCCUGCCCCAUUCUCCCGCUUUCCAUCACCCCGCCCCAUUCUCGCUCUUUCCAUCACCCCGCCCCAUCGUCCCGCUUUCCAUCACCCCGCCACAUUCUCCCUCCUUCCAUCACCCCGCCCCAUUCUCCCUCCUUCCAUCACCCUGCCCCAUUCUCCCGCUUUCCAUCACCCCGCCCCAUUCUCCCGCUUUCCAUCACCCCGCCCUAUUCUCCCUCCUUCCAUCACCCCGCCCCAUUCUCCCUCCUUCCAUCACCUUGCCCCAUUCUCCCGCUUUCUAACACCCCGCCCCAUUCUUUUGCUUUCCAUCACCCCGCCCCAUUCUCCCGCGUUCCAUCACCCCGCCCCAUUCUCCCGCUUUCCAUCAACCCGCCCCAUUCUUUUGCUUUCCAUCACCCCGCCCCAUUCUCCCGCGUUCCAUCACCUCGCCCCAUUCUCCCGCUUUCCAUCACCCCGCCUCAUUCUCCCUCCUUCCAUCACCCCGCCCCAUUCUCCCGCUUUCCAUCACCCCGCCCCAUUCUCCCGCGUUCCUUCACCCCGCCCCAUUCUCCCUCCUUCCAUCACCCCGCCCCACUCUCCCGCUUUUCAUCACCCCGCCCCAUUCUCCCGCUUUCCAUCACCCCACCCCAUUCUCCCGCUUUCCAUCAUCCCGCCCCAUUUUCCCUCCUUCCAUAACCCCGCCCCAUUCUCCCUCCUUCCAUAA